Diachasmimorpha longicaudata is the source of this 1885-nucleotide messenger RNA. RefSeq names its product dynein regulatory complex subunit 3-like. The record is from RefSeq and is a predicted model, not a curated record. Gene Ontology annotation, cellular component: cilium. The transcript has 7 exons. NCBI's taxonomy places the organism in Eukaryota, Metazoa, Arthropoda, Insecta, Hymenoptera, Braconidae. Gene Ontology annotation, molecular function: protein binding. Bases 180 to 1877 code for a protein of 565 amino acids.
AUAUUAGAUUAGUGAAAAAGUUGUUUAAAAUUUGCCAGUGAUUGGAAUAUUCGUUGGAUAUUUCUUAUAAAAAGUGGAUACAAAAAAUAAUUGAAUUUGAGUUUCGCGGGACCUAAGCCCUCCGUUGCCUAGUUACCACUUCAAUUCUGAAAACUCACGAGCAAUAGUUCGGACUCGCAAUGGAGGAAGAGCAGAAAAACGAGAGUUCAAAAUAUGGAAUCAUUAAUUAUAAAUUGCUCGAGGAUUUGACCAUUCUACAAGCACCGAAGGGCGAAGCUGGACGACUGUUUCGUGAAGAUGGAGUUAAAUUGGAGAAAGUCAAAGAAUUGAGGAUUGAAUUUUUGAAUAUUAUUAGUCUAGAGCACUUGUGGCCGAUGAAGAACAUCAGGAAACUCACAUUAUCUCACAAUUGCAUUGAGAGAAUUGAAAAACUGGAGGAACUCAUCGAGCUGCGAGAGCUCGACCUCUCGUUCAACAGCAUCAGUCUUAUGGAAGGGUUGGGGCAUUUGAUUAAUCUGGAAAUACUGAUAUUGUCUGGAAAUAAUAUCCAGAGGGUCGAGAGCAUCGAUAACCUCAGCAAUUUAAUAAUUCUCAGUUUGGCGAAUAAUCAAAUAAACAGUUGGGACCAUGUAAUGUACUUGAGGAAAUUUAAACAGCUUCGUAGUUUAAAUGUACAGGGGAAUCCCUGCAUGCAUCAGGACGGCUUUAUUGAUUAUGUUAUCGCUUUCAUCCCGCAAAUCGUUUAUUUCUCAUAUCGAAUGAUUACUAAAGAGCAAAAGAAGAAAUCUCGAGACAUUCACCGGCUUUCCAUUGCAAAAACUGAAGAAUGUGAAACUAAUCUUCUGCAUUCCGAGACCAUAACUAAAGCGAUAAAAGAAAAAAAAGCAAAGGAGUUUGCAGCCUUUGUUGAAACUCUGAACGAGGAUGAAUUAUUCAAUUCGUUGUUCGAACAGGACAAAGAAAACAGGUUGUUGAAGACAAUAAAUAUAAGCAUUAGAGAUGCUUAUGAAAAAUAUAGAACAAAAAUCAACGUAUUAUCCUGGGAAAUAUACGAAUUUGGGGAUAACAGAGAAGUUGAGAGAGCGACAGAACUUGCAAUGUUUAAAAAAACAAUCGAAAAUGAACAGAAUUUAGUGAAAACUACUGCGAGAAGAUUAAUGAACGAGAUAGAAGAUCGCAGAAACCAAAUUCUGGACGAUUUAAAAAAUACAUCAAUUCACACCUCCGACAAUCAUCCUGAAAAUGAAACGUCUGAGAAACAAUCUGACCCAGAAAAUUCACUUUUGAGUAUUGAACUGAGAGAAGCCCAAAAAACAAUUGAAGAAUUCAACCAUUUCUUGUCCUCAAAGUGGACAAAAUUAAUGUACAAUGAGAUAGUGCUUCACGAACAGAUGGAAGACAUCCUAGAAUCUUUCAAGAGCAAUAUGUCUCAAGCAAUUGGUGAAUUCCUUCACUUCACGAAGGAACUAUUCCACCAAAUGCAAAGUGCUGAGAAGGAUUAUCAUCAAAAUAUCAACAGUAUCAUCGACUCGUUCCCUAUGGAUGUGAAUUUAAACGAAUUGGAAGACCCCGAAACCGUGAAAGCACUUAUUGAGAAUCCUGAAACUCUGAGUAACUGUCUAACCGCUUCUCAUGAAUUUCGCCUCGCUCUCAUUGAUUCUAGGAAAACGACGAUGAUCAAGCGCAUUGAAUCGUGGCUUCGGGAUUUGAUCGAUCAACUUGAAUCGCACGAAAACAGUCGACAUCGAUCUAGGAUUUUGGAGAUUUCUCACUUCCUGCAAUUCCAAAGGGAAUCGGUGGAAGAUAUCUUACAGAUUUCGAACGUAAAUAUUGAUAAAAAUUUAGAAAUUGAUGUCGCAGCUGCACUCGAGGAAUAACUUCUCCA